Molecule: messenger RNA, 562 nt
Organism: Rubroshorea leprosula
Lineage: Eukaryota; Viridiplantae; Streptophyta; Magnoliopsida; Malvales; Dipterocarpaceae
Source: the annotation of a GenBank genome assembly
CUCCCUCUAAUGAAUACUUUUAAAAACUACCUAAAUAGAGACUAGUCAUUAACAAUUUGUUUUUGGGGACUCUGUUUUACAUGAUGAAAACAGAGUAAAACAGAGAGGACUUUAGGAAACAACAUACGAAGACCGGAUGAUGAACAUGGCGAGAUUAUCCACGAAUGACCGGUUUGAGAAUAUCAGAGAUUGGGAUUUCAAUUAUGGCAUCAGAUUUCCUCAAAAUCGUCCAUUUACCUUCCGCAGAAGUUGAUCUUCCGGCCAGCUGCGUAAAUGUAACAUGUGUUCAGAAGUGAAGCCAGAUUCACCAAAACUCAUACCAUAGAGACUCCUUCUGCACUCGAAGAAUCUAGUCAUCCCCUUCAUCUGGGUCGUGUGGAAGUUCCAAGAACAGAUGGUGAUGAUAAGGAAGAUUAGGAGGAAGAGUUUUGCUGCCGAUAGGAAUUGAAAUUGUUCUAAUUGUUUCAACUCUGUUUUAAUUGUUCUUUGUUUGAGAGUUGGUCGAUUGGAGUUCUGCUUUGUGCUGAUUUUUUAUACAAAUUAAUAAAAAUUGUAAUUAUUG